AUGUUUCUCAUUUACAAAGAACAGACAAAUUCGCACAUUAAUUAUCUUAUGGCCUUUCAAUCAACAGCUUCACAAAUAGCAAGACUUAUUCACAAAGAAUCAUUGGAAGAUCAAAUCCACUUGAAGUUAUCUUUAAGAAAACGUAUGCAAACAAAGAACCAUUAUGCUCAAUUAGAGGCAAUAUGUUUUCACAAGUGUCCGAAUCGAAUCUACUUUAAUUAA
This is a messenger RNA of Clunio marinus, 222 nucleotides long. The record is from the annotation of a GenBank genome assembly. Lineage: Eukaryota; Metazoa; Arthropoda; Insecta; Diptera; Chironomidae.